Molecule: messenger RNA, 1104 nt
Organism: Wallemia ichthyophaga EXF-994
Lineage: Eukaryota; Fungi; Basidiomycota; Wallemiomycetes; Wallemiales; Wallemiaceae
Product: NAD-dependent protein deacetylase SIR4
Exons: 6
Coding region: 1-1104 (367 amino acids)
Molecular function (GO): NAD+ binding
Source: RefSeq, a predicted model, not a curated record
AUGACCAGUAUCCUAAGAAAUGGAAAAAAGUUGCAAAUUCCAAGCAUACCUAAGCCCAAGAAAUCCAGUAACCAAAAGGAAUACACUCACGAUCAAGCCGUCGAGCUAGUAGCCUCAUUCCUAACUCAAGAUAUUGCGAGAGGGAAGACGGCGAUACUGAGCGGGGCGGGUGCGAGUGUAGAGAGUGGGAUAAGAUCGUACAGAGGAAAAGAAGGACACUACGAGUUACACAAAAAAUAUCGACCCAUAUUCUAUCACGAGUUCAUCGAAGACUCAGAUCAAGGACGUCUAUUCAGGCAGCGCUAUUGGGCGCGAUCAUUUUUUGGUUAUAUCCCCGUACAGAAUGCCAAACCAAAUAGAGUGCACUACAGCGUGGCUGCACUGCAGUACAUGAAUCUGGUCGACAAGCUAGUCACACAAAACGUAGACAGACUGCACCACCGAGCUACCCCCGAAUCACUCAAUCCAGAUUCACGAAUACUGGAGCUGCACGGCACACUGAACUUUGCAGUGGUGCCGAGCCACCCGAACCACCCAAAAAAGCUGCGUUCAGAUCUUCAAGCUGAACUCGCCGCUCUCAAUCCUAGUUGGGCGGAGUUUGCGGACUCGCAGGCAAAGUUGAAGCAAAAUCCAGAUGGCGAUGUCGAACUUCCUAGUGGAUUGACAUACGAAACAUUCAAAGUACCUCCUCCUGACGGAUUAGAAGGCGACCGCAGCGCUUUUUACAAACCAGAUGUCGUUUUCUUCGGUGAGACACUCAGUCCGCAUCAGAAAGAAGAAAGUAUAAAGGCCAUUGAAGACGCGGAUAGGGUGUUGGUUGUUGGCAGCUCCUUAGCUACAUACUCUGCUUUCAGACUAAUCAAGCAGGCUAUAGAGAGCAAGAAACAGGUCCUUAUGUUGAACGUCGGACCUUCUCGUGCAGAUGAUUACGAUAUUACAAAGAUAGAGUUGCCCGCUGCAGACGUCCUUCAAGGUGCUGUUAAAUUGCUUGCAUCGAAACUGCCACACGAUGACAUGCUCAGCAAGCUUUCUAGCAGCGGCGUGAAUAUCUCCAUCGAGGACAUAGGGCCUAUGCCAGAUCCCGAGGCUACAGAAGCCAAAUAA